Messenger RNA from Cotesia congregata, 1620 nucleotides. The record is from the annotation of a GenBank genome assembly. Lineage: Eukaryota; Metazoa; Arthropoda; Insecta; Hymenoptera; Braconidae.
AUGACUAAUUCUCACAUUCCAGUCCCGAAAGCGUUUGGCGUUCCGAAUAAAUCAACGCUUCACUCAUCAACAAAGCGGGGAAAUUUAAAUACUGGUGACAACAAACCUCCACAGAGUCCAACGCUCCAAAGGGUGACCUCGGUCGCCGCCCAAAGAGCCUCCUUCGAGCGCCUAGACGCCUCGGCGUCGCCAAAAAUCACCAGAGAGCACAAUGAUUUGGAAAAGAAAUUCCGAGAGAUGAUCCGUGAAAACAGCGCACUUCAUACUCAAGUUCGUGAUAAAGAUGAGCAAUUACAGAAACUACGUACCGUGUCAGAGGCUGUCUGCAAAGAAUACGAACAACUCAAGCGUCAAUACGAUGUCGAAACAGGUGCUAUGCACAAAGCAAUGCAACAAGCAUCACAAUGGUACAAACAAAACCGGCAAUUGAAAAGAAGGUCACAAGUACUUGUUCAGAGGAUCCUUGACUCACGGCCUGAUGCACUGGCUGAUGAUUCAUAUCUUUCUGAUGAGGUCGAUGCCAAUGAUGCCGACGACGCUGAAGAACUACGUCAAACUAUUACAGAAUUAAGCGCCGAAGUCGCAAGACUUCAAACAGAAUUAAACGCAGCAAGACUCCAAGAGUUUGAAGCCCAGGAACAAGCAGCGUUGACAAAUGCCCGACUGGAAGAUGAAAAGGAGCUGAGUGAAAAGAAUAAUGAGGUAAUAAAGCAGCUGACAAUUCACAAAGAAAACAUGGAACGUGUUUCUCGAAUGGUCGCUGAAGAAGUCCAGGCUCUGAAGGCCCAAUGUGACCGCGAGCGAGAAAGCGCCAAAUUGAUGAAGAUAGAAGCCGACAGGAUCCAAAAAGAGCGGAAUGUCCUGGCUCACCAGAGUGCCCUGCUGAUGGCGGAAGUCGGUGAUGAUCCUAAUGGAAGAUUGCUGACAAUUCUCCAGGAAGUAGAGUCACUGAAGCGGCUGCUGGAGGAGGAGAAGCAAAAUCACUUUGAACAGAUACAGCUUCUGCAGGAUAAGCUCGAUGAGAAGGAAUCGAAUGUCGAGUUUGAGAUUGUUGAGGAGAAACUUAAAUUAGCCGAAGUUGAAUUGAACAUGAUGGAGGAGCGGGCUGAGAGGGCGGAAAAAGAUGCCAAGAAGCUACAAGAGACUGUUAGAAAGUUGGAGGACAAAAUUAAUCAAUUAGAAACAAUGAGAGUUUCGCCACCACCGCCACCACCGAUGCCGGCUCCGCUGCCUCCUCCUCCGCCACCGCUUCCAACUAAGUCGUCUACUUCAACUGUUAAGUUGCUGACAAAAGAACGUCUUCAAGAAGAGAAUCGACAUUCAGCUAUUGUUGACAUGGAAAAUAUGCUCGGUAUUUCCAAGAAAACGGUCACUACUGUUCCUCAACAACCUGCUAUUGACGAUAUAAUAAAUCAAAUAAAAGGUGGAAGGUUCACUCUGAAACAAACAGACAAGCAACGCGAGGAAGAGAGAAAGCGUAAGCGAGAGAUGGAAAGUGCUCCAGCGGCAGUUUCUGAGAUGCUGAACAUCCUUGGUACAAUGAGACGACGAGCGAAGCCAGUGAGACAGUCUAUAAACUCCUCGGAGUUGGUCGCCAGUACGCUCGAUAAAGCCGCGUAA